Messenger RNA from Hevea brasiliensis (rubber tree), 1579 nucleotides. Its product is annotated as protochlorophyllide reductase, chloroplastic. The record is from RefSeq and is a predicted model, not a curated record. The transcript is spliced from 5 exons. The coding region runs from base 33 to 1331 and encodes 432 amino acids. Lineage: Eukaryota; Viridiplantae; Streptophyta; Magnoliopsida; Malpighiales; Euphorbiaceae. Gene Ontology annotation, molecular function: protochlorophyllide reductase activity.
CAUCACCGUCACUCUAUAUACAUGCAUAUCAUAUGAUAUCUCUUUCAAACACUCUCUUCUUCACUUCAGACACCACUUACCAGAAAGAAUCUCACACUCACGCCCCAAUUCAGAGUUCUUUGCCAGUUAUAAUGGCUCUUCAGGCUGCUUCUUUGGUUUCCUCUGGUUUUGUUGUCCCCAAAGAGGCUAAAUCUAAUGCUUCUUUCAAGGACUCAAGUUUAUUUGGAGUUUCACUCUCAGACCAUCUCAAAGCUGACUUCAGCUCUUCUGCACCGAGGUCCAAGAGGGAGUCAAACCAAAGAGUUGGGGCUGUAAGAGCCCAGACAAUGGCUACAGCAAGUCCAGCAGUCAACAGGGCUGUCCCGGAGGGCAAGAAAACCCUAAGGAAGGGCAGUGUUGUGAUAACUGGUGCCUCUUCUGGAUUGGGUCUAGCCACAGCUAAGGCCUUAGCUGAAACUGGAAAAUGGCACGUAAUUAUGGCCUGCAGGGACUUCCUCAAGGCAGAAAGAGCUGCCAAAUCUGCUGGAAUUGCCAAGGAAAACUACACCAUUAUGCACUUGGACCUUGCUUCCCUUGACAGUGUCCGCCAAUUUGUUGAUAACUUCAGGCGAUCAGGAAGGCCACUUGAUGUUCUGGUUUGCAAUGCUGCUGUUUACCUGCCAACAGCCAAGGAUCCUACUUUCACUGCUGAAGGAUUCGAACUUAGUGUCGGAACUAACCAUCUUGGUCACUUCCUUCUUUCUCGUUUGCUGCUUGAUGAUCUCAAUAAAUCUGAUUACCCAUCAAAGAGACUCAUAAUUGUUGGCUCAAUUACUGGGAACACAAAUACCUUGGCUGGGAAUGUACCUCCAAAGGCCAAUCUUGGAGACUUGAGGGGGCUUGCAGGAGGCUUGAAUGGGCUAAACAGUUCUUCCAUGAUCGAUGGUGGGGAAUUCGAUGGAGCCAAAGCCUACAAGGACAGUAAAGUCUGCAAUAUGCUCACUAUGCAAGAGUUCCACAGGCGUUUCCAUGAAGAAACAGGCAUCGCAUUUGCUUCCCUUUAUCCCGGUUGCAUUGCCACAACAGGCUUGUUCAGGGAACACAUUCCUUUGUUCAGGCUUCUAUUCCCUCCGUUCCAGAAGUAUAUCACCAAGGGUUUUGUCUCCGAAGAUGAAGCCGGAAAAAGGCUUGCUCAGGUCGUGAGCGAUCCAAGCUUGGCAAAAUCAGGUGUAUACUGGAGCUGGAACAAGGCCUCUGCUUCAUUUGAGAACCAGUUAUCCCAAGAAGCUAGUGAUGCAGACAAGGCUCGUAAAGUAUGGGAGAUUAGCGAGAAACUCGUUGGUUUGGCUUAAUUGAUGAGAAGCUUCAAGUUCUUAUCAACUGAUCUUUGCCACGGGAGAGGAUGAUGUUAGUGCAGAGCUCAGUCCUUUUUAUGAGUGUGAGAAGCUUCGAUUCGUUUUGAUGUUUCUGUAAACAAUUCUCUUGUAGAAGUAGAUGACCUGUUUGUAACUUUUUUAACAAUAAAAUCACUCAUCCUUGUUCCGAAGUGCAAAUAUAACUCUUUAAGAAAUGAAAAUAUUUUGUAGCCAUUUAAAAGUAA